Molecule: messenger RNA, 2534 nt
Organism: Paramecium octaurelia
Lineage: Eukaryota; Ciliophora; Oligohymenophorea; Peniculida; Parameciidae
Source: the annotation of a GenBank genome assembly
AUGCCAGCUGAAUGUGUCAAAGUCAUUGUAAGAAUGCGUCCAUUCAAUCAAAGAGAAAUGGAGAAUGGAAGCAAGCCAUGUGUGGUAGUUUACGAAGACACCAACACUGUGGAAUUAAAAAAUGUAUUCUAUUUAAUCAAUCAUACCUUAGACAUAGGAUAAUGAUGUGAAAUCGUAUACAUAUGAUUACGUGUUUGGAUCAGAGACACCUCAACUGUCCAUUUAUUAGAAAACUGCUUUCAAUUUGGUAGAGAGUGUUGCGGAUGGUUACAAUGGAACAAUAUUUGCAUAUGGUUAAACAGGUAUUAAUAUUCAAUUAUCCUAUAGGUUGUGGUAAAACAUUCACUAUGAUUGGAGACCCAUCUAGUGUAUUAAUAUUAUUCAUUAUUAGGAAACAAUGAAGGGUAUCAUACCUAGAACUUUUGAUCAAAUUAUCAGCAUUAUAAAUAAUAACUCAGACUCAAACAAGAAAUUUCUACUUCGAUGUUCAUACAUAGAGAUAUACAAUGAAGAAAUACAUGAUUUAUUAAGCAAAGAUGUGAAGCAGAAAUAUGAGUUAAAAGAGAGAUAAUAAGGUGUCUACAUUAAGGAUCUAAACAUAGCCGUGGUUAGAACCACUUAGGAAAUGGAUCGAUACAUGUAAUUGGGUACAUAAAACAGAUCAGUUGGAGCCACAGCCAUGAAUAAGGAAUCAAGUCGUAGUCAUUGCAUUUUCACUGUAUACAUAGAAUGUUCUGUUACAGAUCAAAAGGGAAAUGAGAGAAUUACUGCUGGCAAAUUAAACUUGGUGGAUUUGGCAGGUAGUGAAAGAUAAUCAAAAACUUAAGCCACAGGUGACAGAUUAAAAGAAGCUACAAAAAUCAAUUUAUCACUUUCAGCUUUGGGUAAUGUCAUUUCAGCCCUUGUUGAUGGUAAAACAUAGCAUAUUCCUUACAGAGAUUCUAAAUUAACAAGAUUAUUACAGGACUCUUUGGGAGGAAAUACAAAAACAAUAAUGAUUACAGCUAUCAGUCCGUCUGAUUUUAACUUUGAUGAAACUUUGUCUAGUUUAAGAUAUGCAUCAAGAGCCAAAAUGAUUAAAAAUCAACCUAAGGUAAAUGAAGAUCCAAAAGAUGCUUUAUUAAAAGAGCAGGCUGAAGAAAUCAAAAGACUUAAAGAAAUGCUAUCCAAAUAAGCAGCAGGCUAACCUAUAUCUAUGGAUGCCUUUUAGCCUGUUGCUAAAUCAGAAAACAAUUCAGAGCUGGCAAGAUUAAAAGCAGAAAAUGAUAGAUUGAAAGAGAAGAGCAAAGCCUAGGCAGGAGGUGGACCCUCUGAAGAGAAACUUAAAGAGUUGCAUGAAUUUAAGGAGAAGAAUAAUCAAUUACUAUAAGAGAAGGAAAGAAUUGAAAUGGAAGUAAGAGAGAAGGAGAUUUAAGCAGAAUAAGAACGAUAAGCCAGGAAGAGAUUGGAAGAUUUAUUGAAAGAAAAGGAAUAAAUGAUGGUUUAAGGUGGCAAAGGUACUGAUGAUGAUAAAAAGAAAUAUAAAAAAUUGAGACAAGCAAUUGAUUAAUAAAAAAAAGAGCAUGAAGCUCUUAUUAGUUAAUAGGAAUAGCAAUAAUAAGAACUUUUGUAAAUUGAGACUAAGUAUCAAAGUGUUCAGGAAGAGGUUGAAAAGUUAAGAAAACUUGUUAAAUUUUUGAGAAAGAAAUUAGAAGAGGCUUAGAAUGAGUAGAAAGAUUUAAAACAAGAAGUUGAAUAUGAGAAGGAAGAUCUGUUGGAUACUAUUAGAAGUUAAGAAAAAGAAAUAAAAUUAUAUUCUGGCAUAGUUAAAAUGAUGUUUAAUCAAACUGAAUUAGAAUCUCUUCAAGCAGCAUGUGAAUGGGAUGAUGAUUCUUCAGAUUAUAAGAUUCCUCCUUUCAAUUUUAAAGCAAAGAAAGUCAAUUUUCCUAAUUUGCCUUAUAAACAAGGUAAUCAUAUUAAUUGAAACUAGCAAUCGAUUUAAUUGAGCAAGAAAAGGCUGAAAGGAUCAUUGAAAUUAAUUCUCGAUAAUCUGAUAAAAGUAGUUACAAUGAUUCUGAAUACAAUUAAAGAAUGACUUCCCCAAAAUAACAAAUAAAAGGUAGUCUCUAAUUAUCAAUGUUAGAUUAUCAACAAAAAUAAAAUGGUGCAAGUUAGCCUCAGUUGGAUAGAGCAUAAUUAGUGGCUGAGAAGAUAAAAUUGAAUUAUUAGAUGCUCGAAGAAAAAGAAGGAAAAUAUCGAUACUCGAAUGAAGUUUCCAAUCAGUAAUUCAAUGAGAAGAAACCAAAUCAAAAAAUAAUGUUAAGUCCUAUCGAUAAUCGAGGAAACACAGUACCCAAUUUUCCAAGUCAAUAUAGUUUUAAUAGUAAUACAAACAGCAGCAAUUUAUCACAAGCAACACCACCAUCUAAUAAAAAAAGUAUUACUAAAUUUUAUUCUUAGAUGUUAAUCUUUAACCCUUAGAAACAAAACCAUAGCUUUCAGGACCUGAUGAUUUAUAAAGAAGGAAGUAAUACUAGAGAGUCUAACAAAUUUGA